This is a messenger RNA of Enterobius vermicularis (human pinworm), 1629 nucleotides long. The record is from the annotation of a GenBank genome assembly. Lineage: Eukaryota; Metazoa; Nematoda; Chromadorea; Rhabditida; Oxyuridae.
AUGCCAUCUACCUACUUGGCUGAACAAAGCAGUGGUGCCUUAUUAGGCGUGCAAGAACAACGACGGCCACAGUAUCAAGAAGAAUCUCAGCAACAACUUCCAACUUUACCGCAGUAUCAGCAUGAAUCUACACAACACCAGGUGCAGAUGCAGUCCCAGUAUCAGCAAAGUGAGUUUCAACAACAAAUGCGGCUUGAGCCUCAGUAUCGGCAGAAUGACCUUCGACAACAGGUACAAACUCAACCUCAAUACCAGCAAGACCUUCAAACAAAAAUUCUACCUCAGUAUCUGCAAGUAUCACAACAACAACAACUAGAGGUUGAAUCUCAAUAUCUACAGAAACCACCAUUAGAAGAGGCACAGGCUCAACUUCAACUUCCAGAAGUUCAGCAAGAACAGCUAAAAGUUGUACCACAGUAUCAAACACCAGCACAAAUACAGCCAAUGUACAAUCCGCUAGUUCAGUCUUCAGCACAGUUGGUCCAGAUGUCACAGUCUCGACAACCGCAACAACAGAAAAUAAUUGGAAUUUGUAUUUUCAUUUGCAUGCCUGUCUGUGACCCACAAUGUGUACAAACAGCAACAUCGCGUUCGUACUUCGAGCCUACACCUGUAUACACCCCACCGCCAGCAAUUUAUUCACCAUCUUUUACCACCCCAGAAGCAGUAACAGAGAAUCGAUCAUCAGAUAUGAUUCAGAGGCCAAAGAUGAUUAUAUGUAUUGCACUAUGUAUGCCAGCUUGUAACCCGAACUGCAUUCGAGAAAAUACAGUAAGACCGCAGUUUGAACAAGUCAGCUUGCCUAGUUUUCCACUUGUAACUUUUCCACCGCCUACCGUUUCCUAUCAGUCAUCUUCUGUUGCUGAAGCACCUUCGACAGCUCUGCAGCAACAGCAAACGAAGAAUUUUAAAAAAGUUUGUAUAUUACUGUGUAUGCCCGUCUGCUCUCCGUCUUGUAUAAAUCAAAUAUCACAACAGCAACCAAUAAUAAUGCAAUCGCAGCCCAUAACUAACAGGCAACAAAUCAAAUAUCAAGAUGUGUUGAUAAACCCUUUUCAAAACUUGCAGUCACAACAGCUACAGCCACAGUUACAGCAGGUACAGCAGGAGCCAGUUGCAGUAAUGCAGCGAGUACAGCCAGUACAACAAGAGCCAACUGCUGUGAUGCAGCAAGUACAGCCGUUUCAACAAGAAUCAACUGCAGUAUUGCAACAGGUAGAGGCUUCACAACAGGAGCCGAAUGCAGUAAUGCAACAGAUGCAGUACGAAGAAACUCAACCGACAUAUCUUCAAUACCCGUUGCAUUUUGGACCACAACGUCAGUUUGAACCUGCAGCGGUUGUUCAACAAGAACAGUUUCAACUGCAGUCUACAGAAACUGCAAACCAGACGCAGAUUAGACCAAUCGAGCAAGUUCAAGAACUUGAAGCAAUUCUAGCUGCUCAGCAGCAGCUGGAAUUUCAGCCUCAGUAUGAAAAGCCUAUUGCAGCAAAGCAGCAACAAUCAAGUGAUGUUUUUCCAAGCUUCGAUAUCAACCAAAAUAGCCGAUGCUCAUGUAUAGGUCCGAUUCGUAUUUGUACCAGUGGAAAUGUUAAUUUCAAGUGUUGCCGUCGCCGUUGCCGUCAUUAA